GAGAGAGAGCAGAGAAAGCAGAGAGCACGGGAGACGGGACAGGAGGAGAAGUCUCCAAAAUCCAAAAGCUUCCACUCACACUCACAGCGCGUCCCCCACUAGCACUCCGGCUUUCCGUUUGGGCUCGGCCGCACAUGCCGACACUACCCAACAACAUUAUUGAUGACUUGAUGUGCCGUCGCAAAGCGGCGCAAGAGAACAAAGAGCCCAGCGCCACGCGCGCGCACGAGCAAGCGAGUGAGUAUGCAGCAGCAACCACUGAUCCCUCCUCCUGCUGCGGCCCCGCUUCCCCUUCCACCGCGCAUGCGGCCGCCAAGGGAUCGCGACGCCGCAUCCGCCAGGCCGCCGGAGCAGCAGCACCGGCAGCGGCUGGGGCAGGAGCCGCGGCCGUGGCGCGCGGCGGAGGGUCCCCCGGCGCGCGAGGCUCCCGUCGCGGCCGCCAGGACCAGGUCGCCGGAGCCGAGGAAGAAGAACCACCUCGCUGCGGAGGGUCCCCCGGCGCCCGAGGUUCCCGUCGCCGCCGCCAGGACCAGGCCGUCGGAGCCGAGGAAGAACCACCUCGCUGCGGCGGAGGGUCCCCCCGCGCGCGAGCCUCUCGUCGCUGCCUUGUCGAGGCCACCGGAUCAGCCUCACGGCGCGCCAGAGGGCCGCACGGCUCACGAGUCUCCCGUCGCCCCCGUGGCGAGGCCCCCGGCCCCGGAGGACCGCGAGCCUCCCGUGGCCCGGCCGCCGGAGCCGCGGCCGGGGCCGUACUACGCGCCGGUGGGGCACGCGGGUCCCGCCGCCGCGACCACGCACGGGCCGCCGCCACCACCGGAGCCGCCGCGUGAACCGUGGCCGUACCCGCCGUACUACUACAUCGAGCCGGAGCCCGCGCGGCGCAGGAGGCGCACCUCGGCCCUGGCGUCGUGCCUGGCGGCGGCGGCGUUCCUCCUGCUCGCCGGUGGCAUCGCUGCGACGGCGCUGUUCCUCCUCUUCCGCCCGCACCCCCCCGACAUCGCGGUGGCCGCGGUGCGGCUGCCGUCCUUCGCGGCCGCCAACGGCACCGUGGCCUUCACCUUCGAGCAGCUGGCCACGGUGCGGAACCCGAACCGCGCGCCGCUCUCCCACUACGACAGCUCGCUCCGCGUCGCCUACGCAGGCGGCGAGCUGGGGUCCGUCUACAUCCCCGCGGGCCUCAUCGACGGCGGCGGCUCCAAGCGCAUGUCCGCCAGCUUCGCCGUCCAGGCAUUCCCCGCCGCGGUACCGCCGCCGCUGGAGAUGGCCGCGCAGCAGCCGGCGGCGGCGGCCGUGGUGAUGGAGGUGGACUCGUUGCUGGUGGUCAAGGGGAGGGUCACGAUGCUGCGGGUGCUCACGCACCGGGUGCAGGCGGCCAAGUUGUGCCGCGUCGGCGUCUCGCCGGUUGACGGCAGGGUGCUUGGCUUCCGUUGCUGAUCACUCGCUUGCUAGUUGCUUCUUGUGAUGUUUAGGUUCUGGAUUGAAAUGUAAGAAAUUUAGGGUUUUGAUUGUAAGUGUAAGAAAUUAAUGACGCCAGAAUUUUACAGGAAACAGCGCAGCUUCUAGUAUCA
Brachypodium distachyon (stiff brome) is the source of this 1568-nucleotide messenger RNA. Its product is annotated as transcription initiation factor TFIID subunit 4. The transcript has a single exon. Gene Ontology annotation, cellular component: plasma membrane. The record is from RefSeq and is a predicted model, not a curated record. NCBI's taxonomy places the organism in Eukaryota, Viridiplantae, Streptophyta, Magnoliopsida, Poales, Poaceae. The coding region runs from base 244 to 1434 and encodes 396 amino acids.